Suillus paluster is the source of this 744-nucleotide messenger RNA. RefSeq lists its product as uncharacterized. The record is from RefSeq and is a predicted model, not a curated record. The transcript is spliced from 6 exons. The coding region runs from base 1 to 744 and encodes 247 amino acids. Lineage: Eukaryota; Fungi; Basidiomycota; Agaricomycetes; Boletales; Suillaceae.
AUGAACUUGAACUUCAAGCUGAAGGGAGUCCAUGACUCCCAGUGCUCCCAGCCAUCAUUCAAUUUCUCCUCCAAGCUCACCAUCAUUAGUUUCUACAAUAGAAUCAGUAGUCACUGGUGGAUAGACUCAAAUUUGAAAAUAAUAGCAGCCCACACCACAUCAGAUGAUGAGAUGUUUCCUCCAACACCUAAUUCCAAGAUUUCAUUCCAUAUUGCUAAUAACGGAACUGGGCUGCAGACUCUAAGUUGUUCUCUUGAGAGCAAAUAUGGCGAUCUUCCCCAUCGCAGGACUGCGUCCUUUGAAGACCAAUGUCUUUUUGACCGAUUGUCAGGCUGGUCUGUUGAUUUCAAUGACACAUCAGAAGCCAUCAGCAAGAGCGUAGGAAUUGUUUCGAACAUGUCUCUUAGUUCUGAUAACCUUAGCCUAAGCUCUUUCCAAUGUGUUGUCCACUAUCUGGAAGCCGUUCAUGAACGUCACCGCAUGCUUUACCACGCCACAUGUUGGGAAGUCUCGGAACACGAAAGGCGGGAAGCUCUCGCCCAUGUCAUGCGCGAAGAUUCAAAAAGGGACUACUUGAAGGCAGAGCAAGAAGUGCAGUUUCUACUGGAUAUCUUGGGUCAAUGCGUGGCAUUGUCCCAUCAACCCGUUGCAAAUUUCUCUGCCCAAGUGUGCAACCACAGCAAGACUUCUAGAUGCACCCUGCGGAUAACUGAGCUUGUCCAGAAUGUAGAUGACCAUUUGUGA